Geosmithia morbida is the source of this 1098-nucleotide messenger RNA. RefSeq lists its product as uncharacterized. The record is from RefSeq and is a predicted model, not a curated record. The transcript is spliced from 2 exons. Lineage: Eukaryota; Fungi; Ascomycota; Sordariomycetes; Hypocreales; Bionectriaceae. The coding region runs from base 1 to 1098 and encodes 365 amino acids.
AUGCAGAGAUUCUUGCAAUGCUCGGAGCUCAUCCUGAGGGUAGCUGAGCUCUCGGACCUUCAGACCAUCAGCGCCCUGAUGGAAGUGAGGGAUCUAGGAAGGCUCAUAGAGACGCACCGAAGGUCUAUACUCAGAGAAAAGCACCGGUCCUACUCCUACCCGUUGCCCGCCGGCUGCGCGUCACCAUCGGCAUUGCUGAUAUAUCAGCUCACCUUUUCCGGCCCGAGCAAGGGCCUCGCGUGCUACGCCAAGAUCCACUCGGCCGGGGACUGGGGCUCCCUCAAGGUAGUCGAGUGGCGCAGAAUAGAGGUGGAGAGGCUCCUGGACGCGCCAUACCUGCGGCUGCGUCCCGGGCCGGCGGCUAGCGAUUUCACGUGGCCUCGGCUCGACGCGAGCGGCAGGUCCGGGCUGCGCGCCAUGCUCAGGCGGGCGCUGUACAUGUGCGACACACUGCACGACAUGGAGGCCAAGGCCUUCGUGGACAUGGACAUGCCGGUGAAUCGUUGGCGCAACCGCCGGGCCAGGGACGUGCUGCCCGAGGGUGGACCCGCCUUCGCGGCCCAGUACCGGUCCCUGACCGGGAACAGCGUGGGCCUCCGCAGGAUGCUCGUCAAGGAGAUGGUGGCCGUCACGGCUCGCAGGCACCAGGUGGCCAUGCUGCAGAGCCUGCCGGAUGACGACCUCAUCGGGCUGUUUAUGCUCUGCCGCGUCGCGACCGAGAGCUGGCGCGAGAACCACAUGACGCCGCGGCACGACGCUGCGGGCCAGCCCCUGACCCUGUUCGAGCAGGAGGUGUCCUUCAAGGAGACCAUCCUCCGCUUCGGCAGCUGGUCCCUCUACGCCGAGGUCCGCGACUUCGGCCCCCGAGCCACCCACCGCCGCUGGCUCCUGAAGAAGACGCAGGCCGACGUCGUCGAUGCGGACCCCCAGGCCUGCCUGCGGGCUGAGUCGUCGCUCAUCGCCACGCUCAACUCGGAACUCGUCAGGAGGCUCAACACGUCCAUCCAGAGCAUCGAACGCAAGGUAUUUCCCAUUGCCGAGGCCAUGAUCGGGGCUCGCUCGCCAGCGUUUGAGAAGGCAAAGCGCCAGUCCAUCUGA